Aspergillus ibericus CBS 121593 is the source of this 374-nucleotide messenger RNA. RefSeq lists its product as uncharacterized. The coding region runs from base 89 to 340 and encodes 83 amino acids. The transcript has a single exon. NCBI's taxonomy places the organism in Eukaryota, Fungi, Ascomycota, Eurotiomycetes, Eurotiales, Aspergillaceae. The record is from RefSeq and is a predicted model, not a curated record.
GUUGGAUCUCCACUUAUAGAAAAAGUGCCAGAAUGAAUACUGUUUCACAAUGUUGUGUACCAAUCGUGUUGACCGGGACCUCGACAGGAUGGUCAUCAUCGUCUCAUGCAUCGCAGUUUCCGGGCCUGUCACUCCAGAAUAUAUAAGCGCACGGAACACUCAGCAACCCCGGCAAAACGUACUAAUACCCGCUACUUACAUGCAGACAGGUGUUUUGGACUUUGAAGGCGCUAAUCUCGGUACCAUCUUUUCGCUCACACCGCUGCUACAAUGCGAUCAACUGGGGAUGUACGCAUGGCAAUGCACAAUAUCUUGGACGGCCCUCAUAGAGCUGCAUUGAUGAUGCCAUUAUUGAAAUUGAAAAAGAAACAGUA